Molecule: messenger RNA, 2842 nt
Organism: Salvelinus sp. IW2-2015
Lineage: Eukaryota; Metazoa; Chordata; Actinopteri; Salmoniformes; Salmonidae
Product: microsomal triglyceride transfer protein
Biological process (GO): lipid transport; cholesterol homeostasis; lipoprotein metabolic process
Cellular component (GO): endoplasmic reticulum; basolateral plasma membrane; Golgi apparatus
Molecular function (GO): lipid binding
Source: RefSeq, a predicted model, not a curated record
ACCUCAGGUGGUGGAUGCCGUGACCUCGUCCCAGACGCCCGCCUCCCUGGACGCCAUGCUGCAGUUCCUCAACUUUGCCGACCCCAAAGGCCUGGUUCUGCAGGAAAGGUUCCUGUACGCCUGCGGCUUCGCCUCGCACCCCAACGAAAGAAUGCUCCAGGCUUUGGUGGACAUUUCAAAGGGCAAGAUUGUCAGUAAUGACAUCAAAGAGUCGGUGGUGAUCAUCAUGGGUGCCCUUGUGCACAAGCUCUGUCAGAAAGGAGGUUGUGAGCUACCAACUGUGGUUGAGGUGAAGAAAAUGAUUCUGGAAGGACCCGACAGUACGCAGGUGGAGUCAGACGUUCAGAUGUACCUGCUAGCGCUGAAGAACUCCCUGCUGCCCGAGGCCAUURCCCUGUUUUCCAAAUAUGCUGAGUCGGAGGUCGGAGCCUACUGCACCAUCUCUCUCACAGCCCUGCAGAGAUACGAUGUCGCCCUCAUCACAGACGAGGUGAAGCAGACGGUAAACCGAGUGUACCACCAGAACCGCCGGGUCUAUGAGAAGAAUGUGAGGGCAGCAGCUGCGGAUGUGGUCUUCAGCAGCAACCCCUCUUACAUGGAGGUGAAGAACAUGCUCCUGUCCAUCGGAAACCUGCCCAGAGAGUUGAACAAGUACAUGCUUUCCAAGGUCAAUGACAUCCUCCACUUUGAAAUGCCUGCCAGCAAAAUUCUACGGCAAGCCAUGAAGGACAUGAUCUCCCACAACUAUGACCGCUUCUCCAAGGUUGGGUCAUCCUCUGCUUUCUCUGGCUUCAUGGCACGUACCGCUGAUGCCACUACCASCUACAGUCUGGACAUUCUGUACUCUGGCUCGGGGGUCCUCAGGAGGAGCAACAUGAACAUCUACGGAGCCAGUAACGGCGCCAUGCUACAUGGCCUCCAGGUGGCGAUUGAGGCGCAAGGCAUGGAGUCCCUGAUUGCGGCCAAGCCGGACGAAGGCGAGGAGGACCUGGAGUCCUUCGCUGGGAUGUCGGCCCUACUCUUCGACGUCCAGCUGCGGCCUGUGACCUUCUUCAAGGGUUACAGUGACCUCAUGUCCAAAAUGUUCUCCAUGUCCGGCGAGCCCAUGAACGUGGUAAAGGGCCUGAUCCUGCUCACUGACCACUCCCAGGUCAUCCAGCUUCAGUCUGGGCUGAAGGCCAACGCCGAGUUCCAGGGUGGUUUGGCCAUCGACAUCUCAGGAGGCAUGGAGGUCAGCCUGUGGUACAGGGAGUCAAAGACCAGCGUCAACAACAAGGGAGCCAUGGUGGUGACCGGGAAUGUGACCGUGGACAUGGACUUUGUGCGCACUGGGAUGGAAGUGAGCUUUGAGACAGAGGCGUCUCUAGACUUUAUCACCACGGUCCAGUUCUCGGAGUACCCCUUCCUGGUGUGCAUGCAGAUGGACAAGACCACCUUCCCCUUCAGUGAGUCCCUAACAAAAUACGAGAGCCUGCCAUCAGGGAAGAGCUACGUGUCGCGCAGGGGCUACAAGCAGCUGUUGCCUGGCUCGGAGUUCCCUCUCCACCAGGAGAAUUCCAACAUGUGCAAGAGGGUGUUUGACUCAGACUGGUAGUCUUCUCCGUGUUAAUCCAUCGGUAAGAAGAUGGAAGAUCUUUUGCAGAGUGUAGAGUUAUGGGCCAACAACCCUAUUUUGUUAUUACGUCAUAGUGUAAACAGUGUGUUGUAUGAGGUGGAUAAAUGGAUGCUAGCUAGCUAAGAUAUGACCAUUUGUAAAAUGGCAAAAGUGAACUGUCUUGUGCCUUUUUUGUUGAUCUGAUUGGAAAUUGCGUACAUUUAUUUAAUCGCUUACAUCAGAGUUCUGUUUACUGCAAAAUCGCUAACUAGCGACUAACUUGCUAGCUGUUUACUACUAUUUAUCUCCCUUUCGAUCUCCACAACACAAUGCAUUAUUUACAGUGUGACAAUAGUGUAAUAGGGUUAUUCUUCCAAUGAGUCCUACUUGACAUUCUGGCUGAAGAGUUAUUUAUUAUUAUUUAAAAAAAUGUUAAAGCUUUCCAGGAACACCUACUGUAUCACACCACAUGCAUGUUUACAUUCUUAAUUCAACGUUUUAUUUCAAAUCAGACAUUUCUGUGAUGCCUUUUUAUGAAUUUGUAUAUCUAUUUAUAUGGGUAUAUGAGUGUCAUAUACAUUAUGUGCUAUAUACUCAAUAUAGCUAAGUGAUACAACAUAAUAGUCACCUAUGUAAAUAUGGUACAUAGCAUUGGGUGAGCUGAUGCUAUGGUUGAAUUUACUGGCAAUUACAUAAAUGCUCACAUUACACAGUUUCUAGAUUGUUUGUUUAAUUGAAGACAUUAAUGUGGUUUCCAAGGCUACAAAGGUUGAAUUACAGUAAAGUCAUUGCGUAACAAUGUAAAAUAAUGUUUACAGUACUUGAUUCACUCUGUAGCUAGCUUGAAGGAGCUGUUACAUGAGACCAGAUAACGCAGGGUUAAUUUAUUGAAUUAAUUUCUAUGAUUUUAACUUCUGGAUGUUAAACAUGUAUAUCAAUAGGAAACUGUCUGAUUAAUUUAUUUACAUAUUUGUAAUUGAGCCUAUUUAGAUAAUUGUGUCCCGUAUGAAAUGUGACUUGAUAUUAAAAUUAUUACAUUAAGCCUUUGAUAUAUUUUUUUGUACCAUAGUUUGAGAUCAGUUUGUUAGGGUUUGUACUUGACCAACAACAAAGAGUGCACUGGAACCACUAUGCCCCAUUGGCUUGUAAGUGUAUAAGGAAAUUGUACAUACAGUAUGCAGUGCUUUUCUGGCAUUACACUAGUGUGCAUGUGUAAGAUUAUUUUCAAUAAAGCUAUGAAAACCAGAA